This is a messenger RNA of Oncorhynchus mykiss (rainbow trout), 2170 nucleotides long. RefSeq names its product ephrin-B1. Lineage: Eukaryota; Metazoa; Chordata; Actinopteri; Salmoniformes; Salmonidae. The record is from RefSeq and is a predicted model, not a curated record. Gene Ontology annotation, biological process: axon guidance; ephrin receptor signaling pathway. Gene Ontology annotation, molecular function: ephrin receptor binding. Gene Ontology annotation, cellular component: plasma membrane.
AUUACGUACUCAGCAGUGUGUGCGAAAAAUGAGUAUCGAAUGCUAGUUUGGUGUGCACUGUACGCUGGAACCUUCACAGCUCAAAUUCAUUGCGAGUUCAAGUUAAAUAGGCACAAUAUUUAACUUUAUUUACAAACUGUUUUUUUUAGAGACUGAACUGGAUUACUCACUCGUAUCAAUGACGUGAUGUUUAAGAGACUAUUCAUGCCCUUUGGAAGAAGCAGUUCAGCGCGGACUUCGAACAUGAGUUGGUGUCCACAAUAUACAGGCAGACUGUAACAUUUCAAGUGGAUUCUAAAUUCAAAGCAUCGGAGCCUAAUGUCCACCUGAAAUAAGGAUUUUACGCAUUUUAUCGCGACUGUUUUUGAGUCUGCUGCUACACUGAUGGAGUAGGCUACUUUGGAGGUACGCAAAAUAUUUUCUGUCAGAGCGUUUUCUUUUUUUAAUAGUCGCUAAAAAUUAAAUGGAUGUAUCUAUAGACAACGGCUUCACCAUACAAAGAAGACACAGUUGCACCAACUGGACAAAACAGAUGUUUACUGAAGAAGCAAUAACAAAAGUGUCACAUUUAUUGUAGUCUGCUUGUUAAAUGUGCAUCAACAACGGCAAAACGCACUCCAGCGUACGGGUUCGUGGGUGAAGACUCCACUUGUUACCGGAUUCAACAUUAUUUUCUGACCAGUAACAAGAAACUUGUUCUAUCAAUGCGUUUAAACGUGCGCAUAUCCUACCUUAGAAAUAUAUUCGACACCGGUAAGGUGAUGAGAUAAAGAAUCCAGAACAUUGACUCACUCACCUGCAAGAUACUCUUGUUCUGCUUGCAUAGCCUGCACGAAACGGGAAAAUAGGAUUUCAUAUAUUAUAUUCAUUGCUGGUUAAUAUUUUUCUAUCGUCAACGUAGAUUUACGUAUAAUCUAGGCUAGGCUACAUGCGACACUAGUGAAUGGGAUCUAGAAUUGUGCGAGAUUUACACUGUAUCCACAUUUUCGAAUGAUUUCAUCGUGCCGUUGAUUAAUUUGCCUGACUGAAUAAGCGUGGAAAUGGCAGGCUCCGGUUCCAAUUGGAAGUACUACCUUUGGAUUUUGACAGUCUUGUGCAGGUCGCUGUUGCCCUAUGCCAAAUCAUUGGAAUCGGUGAUUUGGAACUCGCAAAACCCCAAAUUUCAGUAUGGGAAGGGCUUGGUGAUCUACCCAGAGAUAGGGGACAAGCUGGACAUUAUCUGCCCAAAGGCAGACAUGGGGCGGCCAUAUGAGUUUUACAAACUGUACCUGGUGAAGAAGGACCAGGCAGACCAGUGCAGCACGGUCAUGGACCCCAAUGUGUUGGUCAACUGCAAUAAACCUGAGAAGGACAUCAAAUUCACCAUCAAGUUUCAGGAGUUCAGUCCAAACUACAUGGGCCUGGAGUUCAAAAAGAACAUCAACUACUUCAUCACAUCCACGUCGAAUGGGACCCUGGAGGGUCUAGAGAACAGGGAAGGAGGGGUCUGCAACACCCUCUCCAUGAAGAUCGUCAUGAAAGUGGGCCAGGACCCAAACACAGUUGUACCGGACCCAGUUAUAACAGACAAGCCACGCCAAGACCAGGACAACACUGUGAAGGAGACAACCACCAGCCCAUAUAAGAAAAAGGGGGGCAGUGGUGAGGCUGUGGAGCCAGGCAACAAAGACACCAUGAACCAGGACAACAAGUCCAACUCAGCAGAGGGUAUUUUUGCCUCCAAGCCAGCGCUGUUUGCUGCCAUCGGGGCGGGAUGCGUCAUCUUCCUGCUGAUCAUCAUCAUCCUCAUCGUCCUGCUGAUCAAGCUGAGGAAGAGGAACCGCAAGCACACCCAGCAGCGGACCACCGCUCUGUCACUCAGCACGCUGGCCAGCCCCAAGUGCUCUGGGAACGCUGGCUCAGAACCCAGUGACAUCAUCAUCCCUCUACGGACUACAGAAAACAACUACUGCCCCCAUUACGAGAAGGUGAGCGGGGACUACGGCCAUCCGGUUUAUAUAGUCCAGGAGAUGCCCCCGCAGAGCCCAGCCAACAUCUACUACAAGGUCUGAGCAAAGACUAUCUUUAGGAUGUUUGCUUGUAGGGGAGAAUUCUGGCCUACCUUUUACUACCUUGUCCAUCUGAUGUUCAAAAUAGCAUCACAAGAACAGAAAUAAAAAACAGGUUGUCA